ACAAAUAAACAUUUCGUCUGCCAUAUUCAUUUCGGGCGUAGCCUGGCUGGGGCAGUGAAGAGCAAGUAUUUGGUGUUUGUUUGUUGAAAAAAUGUUAUAAUUUCGAAUAAUUUCUUAACAAAAUAUCAACCAUUGAGUAGUUUUUAGUGAAUAGAUACUGUUUGGUUAGAGAAUAUGUCGAUUUUGUGGCGCUGCGGUGCGCUGCUGGCGAUUUUAAUUCUAGUGGGUGUGUUAGCGCAGUACGAAUGGCAACCACGGGAUGCUUUUGAUGAAAUUAAGGUGAAGUUCGAGCGUGCCACGGCCGACAACUGUCCCAUUCUGCAUGUGGGGGAUCUAUUCCUGCCGGACGAUACGGUGUCCCAUCUGCCGGACAUAAAAGAAUUCGAUCAGAAUCCAAUCUUUCCGAAUCGAACGGCACUCCUGCUGCUGCACAACAUGGCGCUGACCCGUGGCUUCUUUUGGAGCUACAUUCUACAAAGCAGAUUCAUUCGACCAGCCAUCAACGAUACCUACGAUCCCGGAAUGAUGUACUACUUUUUGUCGAACGUUGCUAACGUGGCCGCCAACCCGUCCAUCAACGCAUCGGCUGUUUACUUCUCACCGAACACGUCAUUCUCCUCGUCCUAUCGAGGUUUUUUCAACAAAACAUUCCCACGGUUCGCCCCGCGAGCCUACCGGCUGGACGAUUUCAAUGAUCCGAUUCAUCUGCACAAGAUUUCCACCAUGAACACGUUUGACGUACGAGAUCUUGGCGCAUUCUCACCGGACUCGAUAUCGCACGAUUACACCACGGAUUACUACAAGGUUAACGAGUGGUACAAAGCCUGGCUACCGGACAUCGUCGAGAAGCGUCACGACACGAAAACAACCUACCAGGUGGAGAUUCGUUACGCCAACAACACCAACGAAACGUUUACCUUCCACGGGCCACCCGGAGCCGAUGAAGAUCCGGGCCCGGUGCGGUUCACCCGGCCCUACUUCGAUUGUGGCAGGUCGAACAAGUGGCUGGUGUCCGCCGUGGUACCGAUCGCUGACAUCUACCCCCGGCAUACCCAGUUCCGGCACAUUGAGUAUCCCAAGUACACCGCCGUAUCGGUUAUCGAGAUGGACUUCGAGCGUAUCGACAUCAACCAGUGCCCGAAGGGCGAGGGUAACAAGGGCAGGAACAAGUUCGCGGAUACGGCCCGAUGCAAGAAGGAAACGACCGAAUGCGAACCGCUAGACGGUUGGGGAUUCCGCCGAGGAGGCUACCAGUGUCGCUGUCGGCCCGGUUUCCGGCUGCCGUCGGUCGUCCGGAGACCCUACCUGGGGGAGAUACUGGAGCGAGCUUCUGAUGAGCAAUAUUACAACGGGUUCGAUUGCAAGCGAAUCGGUUGGUUGCAGAAAAUUCCCAUCGAAUGGUACCACCUGCCGGAAUAUACCCGCGAGAAAUUCCUGAGCCACUAUUACGAGUACAAAAAUUUCACCAAAGGACCCGUUUCGGUGCACGCGGAGAAAAUGAACGCCAACGAAGUGUUGAGCUUUAUUCUCGGCGUUAACGAGAACACAUGCAAGAACUUCCACCCGCAGGAUCUGAUUUUGAACGGAGAUCUCAGUUUUGGGGCGGAGAAGCACUUUGCCAAUGAAGCGAAGAUGGCACUGCGUUUGGCGAAUUUCAUCAGUGCCUUCCUGCAGGUAUCCGACCCGCUGGAAGUGUACUCCGGAAAGCGCGUGGCAGACAAGCCACUAACCGAGGAUCAAAUGAUGGGAGAAACUUUAGCUCUUGUGAUGGGAAAUUCUAAAAUCUGGUCAGCCGCUACCUACUGGGAACGCAGUAAAUUCCCGAAUCGUACCCUGUUCGCUCCGUACGCUUACAAAACGCAGAAAAAUACGCGAAAGUUCAAGCUGGAGGACGUAGCCCGAUUAAACAAGACUGGCGAGGACUACACGGAGCUGCCAUACUUCAAGCUUAUGCGGCAACGCUGGGCUGCCAAUUUCGACUCACUGGAGAAAAAUUGGAUGAAAAUGCGGAUCCGGCGUAACGAAUCCGGCGAAUACGCCCAGAAGCACGAACGUUAUCCAAACUUCUACCACGCUGCCACCUUUGAUCACGGCUUCUGGACAGGACCGCAAUUCGACUGCAAAGGCUACGUGAAGAAAUGGCUCAUCACGUACGCGGCACCCUUCUUCGGCUGGGACAGUCUAAAGGUGAAACUGGAGUUCAAGGGAAUCGUUGCAGUUUCGAUGAAUAUGCUACAGCUGGAUAUCAACCAGUGUCCGGAUGACUAUUACGUACCGAAUGCAUUCAAGAAUACCCACAAAUGCGACGAGAAGACUUCAUACUGCGUACCCAUUCAGGGCCGCGAGUACGAUCUCGGUGGCUACAAGUGCGAGUGUCUGCAAGGCUACGAGUAUCCGUACGAGGAUCCGAGCACCUAUUUCGACGGCCAACUGGUGGAGGCCGAGUUCAUUAACAUUGUCAACGAUAAACGCAGUCGCUAUGACACCUUCAAAUGCCGACUAGCUGGGGCCGCUGCCCUGCGAAUGGAUAUCACCAUCCUCGGGGCCGUUCUGAUGCUUAACUGGAUGUUCCUGCGGAGGUGGAACCGGUAAAAGUGCUCUCACUUUCAGAGGGGAGCAACACACGAGAGUAGUCGUACUGUUCGGUGGCAACACUGAGGCAAUCAUGUGCAUUCCGUCAGUCCCAUCCAUUUCGGUUAUUUUUUUACAACCAAAUAGAGUAAGAUUUUUUUAAACCAAGAAUCAGUGCCUUGAUCUGAAACAUAACAAAAUAAAACAAGAGAGAGAGAGAGUAUUAUCAAAAGUAAAACAUUCCGUCCUCGAAUAGAAGUGUAUCGUAUAUUUGAAUAGUUUAGGACGAUUUAGGUAAGCUAAAGCAGAAUCUCCACGCCAUUAGGUUAGCGAAAGAAAGUUUUACACGAGAUCUUCAACCGUCCAUUUUGUGCAGUACUAAUAGAAAGAUUUGUUUUUUAAUUGAAGUAAGCUUAAGUGUUCAAAUCAACUUUCAGAUUCUAUAACUUAGUGUUGUUUCAAAAACGCAAGUUCUACUAGGACAGUUUUUGUUGUACAAUUGUAAGGGGAAAUACUCUCAAACAAUCAACCGUAGUAAUAAAAUUUAGAGAAAAAAUCGUUUUAUGUU
Molecule: messenger RNA, 3139 nt
Organism: Wyeomyia smithii (pitcher-plant mosquito)
Lineage: Eukaryota; Metazoa; Arthropoda; Insecta; Diptera; Culicidae
Exons: 4
Coding region: 175-2592 (805 amino acids)
Source: RefSeq, a predicted model, not a curated record